CAUAUACAAUUAAUUCAUGCAUUCUAGCCUGUUGAGGCCCCGUGUUCUUUCCUAUUCGAAGAUUAUUCGUACGCCUUCAGCAGUCCGCUCCCCAGUGUUGACAAUGGCUACCAGUGCUGUGCACAAGUUCCGUCCGGUGGUGGUGUCCGGUCCCUCAGGUACAGGAAAAUCGACUCUGCUGAAGCGACUGUUCGCGGAGAUUCCUGAUCGCUUCGGUUUUUCCAUCUCGCAUACCACUCGUGCUCCUAGACCGGGUGAGCAGGAUGGCCGCGAAUACUAUUUUACGACAAAGGAGGACUUCUUAGAUCUUGUGAGCAAGAACGGCUUCAUCGAGCAUGCGCAAUUCGGCGGAAACUACUACGGCACUAGUGUGCAAGCGGUCAAGAACAUUGCGGAGCAGGGCCGUAUCUGUAUCCUUGAUAUCGAGAUGGAGGGAGUCAAGCAGGUGAAGCGUACCGAUCUCAACGCCCGUUUCCUUUUCCUGGCGCCCCCAUCGGUGGAGGAGCUGGAGAAGAGAUUGCGCGGGAGAGGCACGGAGACUGAGGAGAGCCUGACCAAGCGUCUCGCACAAGCCAAGAACGAGCUCGAAUAUGCCAAGGAGCCGGGGGCUCACGACAAGGUCGUCGUUAAUGACGAUUUGGAGAAGGCAUAUACGGAGUUGAGAGAUUGGAUCGUUGAUGGUGGAAACUUCGGUGCGUCGCAAUAGUCGGUUACAGACAGUCUGAUGCUGCAGUGGCCAUUGCGCGUUUUGAUUAGUAUGAAGUUUUAGACCAUGUGAUUCCCAUAGACUGUACUGUGCGAAGAACAGUAAUGACUCAUUGUUUCGAACCAGCUAUAUUCUCCUGGCGAUGCGCAAUUAAG
Aspergillus costaricaensis CBS 115574 is the source of this 861-nucleotide messenger RNA. RefSeq names its product guanylate kinase. NCBI's taxonomy places the organism in Eukaryota, Fungi, Ascomycota, Eurotiomycetes, Eurotiales, Aspergillaceae. The record is from RefSeq and is a predicted model, not a curated record. The transcript is spliced from 4 exons. The coding region runs from base 104 to 706 and encodes 200 amino acids. Gene Ontology annotation, molecular function: GMP kinase activity. Gene Ontology annotation, biological process: purine nucleotide metabolic process. Gene Ontology annotation, cellular component: cytosol.